AUUUGAACGUAGAGCAUCGCAUCGCAGCCCAUGCAGGAGGUGCUGCAGGCCUAAACCGGUCGCCAGCCACUCGUAUUGUUGCAUUCUGGUCCUUUUAGUGUCUCGCGCGGCGCGUGUCCCCGCAUUCCUUUUUCGGCAAGCAAAAGAUCCCGUCCAGCUUUCCGCCUCAACUUCAACCUCACUUCAACCCCCCCCCGUGCUCGCCGUCACCAUGUCUACCCCCCGCUGCUGCGACUAAGUUGGGUCGUUGAACCAAGACGAUGAUCUCGCGUCCGCCCGUGCUGGACCCACCACGCUUUGGAGAAUAAACGAAACGAAAAAUGUCUUCCAGACCGACCCAUUCUCAGCUCAGCCUGGCUGCCUUUGCGGCACCGCAGUCACCGCGGACGAUGCGAACCCUCCGAAAGAUCCAGUCACACCAGGUUCUAUCAACGUCAUCUUCCGCGUUUUCCUCCCAAGCGGUUCAUGCGUCUGUGCCGAGGAAAGCCUCGGGUUCGGAAGGCCUUGCGCCCCCUAUAGAUUUCAACACCACACAUCGUACACGCCCCCGCCGAGGCCGAUCAAACAGUGACGCUGGAGCUCAGGACAGCGGUGGGAGUCAGCCAGCAAAACGGCCGGCACGGAAGACAGGCUCUGGUUUUGGGGUUCGGAAGUCGGCUCUCGAAAGCUUGUUACGUGACGGGCUGCAGAACGGCAAUGUUGUCGAAGGUCUGAAAGAGUUGAGGUAUUUGGUAUUGUCAACAGGAGUCGAGGCAGAUGGGGAUGGUAUGUCUGGCUAUCGGAUCUAUCUAUGGCUUGUUCUUCUCGAAGUCCCCCCUCUGCCGACCGACGAAUAUCUCUCUCUGAUUCAUCGCGGUCGCUCCCCGGCCUAUGCAAAGAUCCGCAACGAUACGUUUCGUACAUUAGCGACUGACCCCCUAUUCAAACGCCGUGUGACAGAAGCAAGCUUGAUACGGCUCCUAAACGCCACUGCAUGGAAAAUUCACGAUGCCAAGGCCCAAACAAAAUCACUCGGACCGUCUCCCCGAAGACGAGCCAGGCAAUCGUUGGUCGACACCCCUCCCAGUAUUGCCGAAGAGACUUUGUACACUGCCGGGGAAGACAUGAGCGAGGCAGCCAUGUACGUCCAGGGCAUGAAUGUUCUGUGCGCCCCAUUUUUAUACGCGGCACGCAGUGAGGUUGAAGCCUUUGCGCUGUUUCACUACUUUGUGACUCGCGAAUGUCCAGGCUACAUACGAGGUGCAAUGGAUGGAGUGCACAAAGGCCUUCGGCUGGUUGACAGAUGCCUGGAGAUUGUCGAGCCGAAACUCGCAGCGUAUCUGUUCUCAAAGGGAAUGCAUGCCGAGCUCUACGCCUUUCCGUCCGUCCUGACCCUCUGCGCCUGUACACCUCCUUUGCCAGAGGUUCUCCAUUUAUGGGACUUCUUAUUCGCCUAUGGACCUCAUCUGAACAUUUUGUGCAUCGUCGCUCAGUUGAUUCGCAUGCGGGAUACCAUUCUCGAUAGCCCAAGCCCGAACAAAAUCCUUCGGUCUUUUCCACCUCUUGACGCCAAGGAUAUCAUCGCAUUGACUGUCCUGAUUGUUCGCAAGAUACCCGACGACCUCUACGCAGAGUUGAUUGACCAUGCCAAAUGACGACGCGAUGAGUUAUACUUGUAUUUUAUUGCCGAUGUUACUAUUGUGAUUGUAUCUUUUUUCCCCCUAACCAUACGCUUUGCCUACUAAUAAUGCUUUAUGAGUUCUUUUUAUCUACAGGGCGUUUGUGACUCUUCUGACGAUUGAAUGAUGUGCAAAGCGGAAGAAUGAAUGC
This is a messenger RNA of Penicilliopsis zonata CBS 506.65, 1809 nucleotides long. RefSeq lists its product as hypothetical. The record is from RefSeq and is a predicted model, not a curated record. The transcript is spliced from 3 exons. Gene Ontology annotation, cellular component: mitotic spindle pole body. Gene Ontology annotation, molecular function: GTPase activator activity. Gene Ontology annotation, biological process: negative regulation of septation initiation signaling; activation of GTPase activity. NCBI's taxonomy places the organism in Eukaryota, Fungi, Ascomycota, Eurotiomycetes, Eurotiales, Aspergillaceae. Bases 321 to 1634 code for a protein of 437 amino acids.